AUCGUCUGGGUAACUGGAUAUUCCAAUUCUCACCGCCUAAAUCCACCUCGGUUCUAAGUUUCAUUUUUCUUCGUCGUUCGCGCCCUUUUUGAAUCGAAUUAAUAAUUAAUCGACGGACGGCAUUUACGUUUCGUCGUAAUUGUUACGUGUCGUUUAAAGUGUCUCGUCUAGUUCGUUGGCUAUUUAGUGUACUGUACUGUAUAUAUACCCCGUAUUUUAUAAAGGUUCUAGAGUGUACAUUAUUAUUCCAAUAACUGAGUAACUUGUUUAAUCCCGAUAUUUUUAAUCAUAUAAGAUACGUAUACCGUCUCCGAUAGAACAAUACGUACCGAUAUUGGGGAUAUUAAUAUUUAAAAACUUGUUUUUCGAGAUACGUGGGUAAACGCAACCCGCACUUAACUACUUUAAUAUUUUUCUCACUCCAGUCGUCGUUCUUUAAUGCGCUGGCUCGAUUUAAUUAGCCCGUUUAGACUUUGUCUACGACUUUAAACCACGCUGGCUCCGUUCCGUUUUAUUUAAUGUAUAACGAGUUCCGUCGACGGCCCCGGGAUCGGGCGAAAAGACCGACGUUGCCUAUGCGCCACGGUGCGGAAGAAAUUGACAUUAAUGCCGGCUGGGGAUCUACGACGUUGACCGAGGGAACCGGUUACGUUCGAACGCCCGUGAUAACUUUACUCGGGGGUCUUCGGCCACGACAAAAUCCCACGCUUUCCGUCCGAAGACGGCGCGAUUUUCGCAUUCUUAAUUCCCACGGAAACCGCUAACCUCACACAGACGUUAGCCUGCGUUUUUAGCGCUUAAGAAGCGAUCUCUCCGCUUUUAACGUAAUAGUGUGGCCGUAUUGUUAAAGCCGCCAGAACACGCGACCGUUUCUAUUAUCCGAAAACCAGCGGGAAGAGAUUUUACGCCCGUUUUUCUUUCCGUAAUUUCGAGAAAUUACUUAAAAUCCAACGCCGACGCCAAAAUAUUCCGUUUAUAAAUACGGGAGGAAGCGGUCUAGUUUAUUUUUCCGCGGGGGAGAGAAGCCGUUAGCGGCGCGGGUUCUUCCGACGACGACUAUUUAUAGUCGGUCCCGGGCUCUAUUUUUAAGCCGGAGAGGCAGUAUGGCCGCCGAGGUGCGUAGUCGACGAGCGGUCUCGGGGCCGACCGUCGAAGGAAUCUUCUUCUUUCUGCUUCUUGUGCAGUCGGCGGCCGGCCGGGUGAGCUACUCGGGGGACGAAGAGGUAGAGCCGGGGAGGCCUUUCAGAAUCAGAUGCGAGAUGGCCGACGACGGAGAGGAGCCGUACUGGACCAGGGACGACCACGAUCUGCGGGACGAGGACGAAUACGUCACGGUGGAGGACCGUCGAGGGGAGAAGACGGUGGCCGAAGUGUCGGUGCGCUCCGCCCAGAAGAAGCACGCCGGAAAGUACCGCUGUCACCCCUUCAGCCGCCACUUCCAUCUCCUGCGAGUGCGGGACGACCGAGCCACGGAAGAAAGCAAGAAAUUCGAGUAUUUACUGGCUGUCAAUCAAACUCUGGAACUGUUCUGCGAUUUAGGAGAGAAAACCGACCGAGUGCGAGUCCGAUGGUACAAAGACGAGAAGAGGAUAGAAGACGGGCGGGUGAAGAUAGAGGACAAGCGUCUGACAGUGGAGAAUGCCGACCAAGGAGACGGGGGGGAGUACAGCUGCGAGGUGGAGUCGGACGAAGAUCGUCAGAAGGUGACGUACGUGGGAAAAGUCUUCCCCGUUUACUCCGCUCCGGGAAUCCGUCCUUUUCCUCCCACCCUGAGUUUCCUCAACGGAUCCGACUUGGUGUUGGAGUGCCACGUGUUCGGAGGUUAUCCGGAACCCAAGAUCAGGUGGCUGGUGGGAAACGAAGCGGCGGAGAGGAGACCCGACUACGACGAUCGUCUCCUGGUCAUGCCCGGUGGGCCGGGCCCCAACGCCGUCUUGUACGUGGACCGGGUGGACUACUCGGACCGAAACCGAUACACCUGCGUGGCCGAAAAUGCGGUGGGACGAGCGGAGGCUUCCGUCUGGGUGACGGUCAGAGCCAGCUAAUUCCUAUGGUGACCGACGGGUGGCGCCGGCGGCGGUGACGUCAUCGAGGAGAAGGUUCGGGAAUCGGGAGAAGAGGCGAUGAGGAGAAGGGAAGAAGAUGACUCUCGUCGCACGUCAUCGGUUCGAAUCGGUCGUCGUCCUCCUCCUUCUGGCCCUGGGCCUCGGCGGUGAGUCUUUCUUUUUUCUUCGGCCACCGCCGGUAGGGACCGGCGGGUUUCGGGGAUGGGGAUCCUUUCUCGGCGGUGGAGGCUGGGGCCGUUCCCGGCACGGUUUCUCUAAAGGGGGAUUUCCGGUU
Centruroides sculpturatus (bark scorpion) is the source of this 2340-nucleotide messenger RNA. Its product is annotated as hemicentin-2-like. Lineage: Eukaryota; Metazoa; Arthropoda; Arachnida; Scorpiones; Buthidae. Gene Ontology annotation, cellular component: neuron projection. The record is from RefSeq and is a predicted model, not a curated record. The transcript has 7 exons. Bases 1104 to 2045 code for a protein of 313 amino acids.